UGAUGUUUCUACCAAUGAACAAUUGAGUGUAAUUGUUCGAAUGGACAAAGGGGAAAGUGUCAUUGAAAGACAGCUUGGGUUUGUUGAUGUUAGUUGUGAUAGGACUGCAACUGCUAUAUCAUCAGUGGUUAAGGGUUGGGAUGAUGAAACGUUAAGUAAGGUUACUGGUUUACUUGGCUACCUUAAUGGCUUCUUGUUUUGUUUCUUGGUACAUGUUUUCCAGAGAAUUCUUGAGCAGUCAUCCAUACUUUAUUCUAUCUUGCAAGACAAGGACACUGACUUUCAUUAUGGAAUGAGUAGGUUUGAGAGAUUCAAGGCCUUUGUUGCUUCUCUGAGAAAUGAUACAGAAUAUUGUCAGGUGUACGACCUGGCUGUUGAGAAAGUGGGACCACCAGUAACCAGGGUGUUUAAGAUGUGGAAAGGUGAAGUGCCCUCAGAAAAGAUAAAUCUUCUAAAGGAGUUCCAUUAUCAAUCUAGUAUUCCAGAAGUUGUAAAACUGUUAAAGAUAAAUGGGGUUUUGUCAAUUACAAGUGCUUCAGUUGAGAGGUCAUUUUCUUGUUUGAAGAGGGUAAAAAAAUUAUCUUAGAAAUACUAUGAGCCAAGGACGUUUUAGUUCUCUUUGCAGGAUUUCCAUUCACAAAGACAUACUGUCAGAGAAAGAAGACGCCAACACAUUGCAUGAUGAUGUAGUAAAGAAGUUCAUUGAAAAACCACGAAGACUUGCUUUCUUAUACAAAUAGGUAUUCAUAUAUGGCUGAUAGCAAGCUGAUGAUGUCUUACGUCCAUGGCAUGUGAGAAUUUUUCCGGGAACUUUUUAAUGCAGUCAAUGAUGAUUGUCAUUUCAGCACGACAAUUUCAUCACAACUUUUGAUAGUUGUUGAUGACAAAUCUGAGCCUUUCGGUUCUUUUGUCAAAGUUUCUUUACAAGAUGUACAUAGGUAUCUAUUUAUGUAUGUGGUGUUGAGAAAAUAAAUCACAUAUCUGCAACUAUUUUUGAACUGUUUCUCUGCUUUACUAUAAGAUCCUUCGGCAAUUUAAAAUAACCAAAAUGGUUCUAUUUCCUGCAUA
Messenger RNA from Xenia sp. Carnegie-2017, 1068 nucleotides. RefSeq lists its product as uncharacterized. The transcript is spliced from 4 exons. The coding region runs from base 41 to 586 and encodes 181 amino acids. The record is from RefSeq and is a predicted model, not a curated record. NCBI's taxonomy places the organism in Eukaryota, Metazoa, Cnidaria, Anthozoa, Malacalcyonacea, Xeniidae.